AUGUUUCUACAUGACGAGAAGGUCACAAGUGACGAUGAAGGGCCUGAACCAGAAGCUCGAUGGAAGCUUGUGUUCGAUGGAGCAUCAAAUGUUAUGGGGUAUGGAAUUGGUGUUAUCUUAAUUUCUCCAAAGAAUGGCUACACUCCUCUCACAUCAAGACCAUGCUUCAACUGCACAAACAAUAUCGCAAAAUACGAAGCAUGUAUCAUGGAUAUUGAUACUGUUAUAGAUCUAAGGAUCAAGAUCCUAGAGGUGUAUGAAGACUCUGCUCUGGUCAUUUAUCAAGUAAAAGGAGAAUGGGAAACCCGUCACCAUAAACUGAUCUCAUACCUUGAUCAGGUCGUAGAACUGAUGGUGAAUUUCAAGGAAAUCACCUUUCACCAUAUUCCUAGAGAAGAAAAUCAGAUGGCAUAUGCUUUGGCUACAUCAUCAUCAACGUACAAGGUUAAAUUUCAUAAUGAAGCCCCGAUCAUAAGAAUAGGUUAUAAAUAUGAACCAAUAUGUUGUGCAACAGUUGAAGAGGGACAUGACAAUAAGUUGUGGUUCUAUGACAUCAAGUGUUACCUUCAGAAACAAGAGUACCCUACAAAUGCUUCAAGCGGGGACAAGAAAACUCUUAGAAUAUUGGAAUCUAAUUUCUUCCUCAAUGGUGAUGUGGUUUACAAGACAAACCAUGACAUGGUGCUGCUCAAAUGCAUGGAUAGACACGAAACAAACAUGCUCAUCUAG
Lathyrus oleraceus (garden pea) is the source of this 729-nucleotide messenger RNA. RefSeq lists its product as uncharacterized. The transcript has a single exon. Gene Ontology annotation, molecular function: RNA-DNA hybrid ribonuclease activity; nucleic acid binding. NCBI's taxonomy places the organism in Eukaryota, Viridiplantae, Streptophyta, Magnoliopsida, Fabales, Fabaceae. The record is from RefSeq and is a predicted model, not a curated record. Bases 1 to 729 code for a protein of 242 amino acids.